This is a messenger RNA of Peniophora sp. CBMAI 1063, 702 nucleotides long. The record is from the annotation of a GenBank genome assembly. NCBI's taxonomy places the organism in Eukaryota, Fungi, Basidiomycota, Agaricomycetes, Russulales, Peniophoraceae.
AUGUCUGCCGUGACCCUCAUCGACAGCCUACCAAAAUUCAUCACUCCCGAUGAGCACAGAGAGCUCACAGGGACAACGCCCGCUUCGUUCAGCGAUAUUCCUCCAGUCCUGCGCCACAAGGAGGAAACCGCAUCUGUACGCUUUGAGCCUCCCGUGGAAGGCUUUACCCAAGAAGAUGGCACAAAAGGAACACUCUAUGUGAUUGAAAGCGCCUUGGUCUUUCAAUCGGCGACCGGGCGCGCUUUCCAGGUGCCCUACCCGUCCAUAACACUCCACGCAGUCUCUCGCGCGGACACCGGCCCGUUCAUCUACUGUCAACUCGACGAACCGACAGCGGACAAUGCACCCGAAGCGGCGGAGGGUGAGGAGGAAUACGCGGCUAUGCGCGAAUUGAGCAUAGCAGUACCUAGCAAUUCGAUCGAAGCUAUCUUCGAGGCUCUUUCCUACUGCGCAUCCUUGCAUCCUGACCCGAACAUGGACGACGAUAUGGACGACGAUGCGUUCGUGGACGAUAGCAAUUUCGAGACGUUCAACGGAGACGGGGACGAGGAGCUCAGCGAAGUCGGCAAGGCCGCCCUCGCACAUCUCGAAUCAAUCAUAUAUGACCCCCACAAUCAGCUGCCGGAGGACGGACCCGAAGAACAGUUCCAAGACGCUGAAGAAAGCAACGAUGCCAAGCCGGCUGCGAACGGAACGCACUGA